CUUCAAUACAUGGCGUAGCAUUCGAAACAAACAUAGUCUUCUGACCAGGCCAGAUUUUAAGAAAAGUCCAUAUAUCAGCCUUGCACACCACUACAUUCCCUAUUCAUCUGUACACUAAGUAUCCUUACAAUAAGUAACGAACAUCUUCACCAUGCCAUCUGGUUCCUGUCUCUGUCAGUCCGUCCAGUACGAAUAUAGCGGCGAACCUAUUACCAAGGCCGUCUGCCACUGUCUCACCUGCCGGAAAUUCAGCAGCGGAAGUUCUGUUAAUCUUCUAGUCCCCCAGGAUCACUUCCACCUUGUGAAAGGGACCGCAAAGGAACACCAUGAGACUCAUGAGAGCGGCAUGCAUUUGACUCUCCACUUCUGUGGGACCUGUGGCUGUUUGCUGUACAAGACCGCAGAUCGGAAGGAAUUUGAGGGUGAUGUGAUUGUGCUAGCUGGGACGCUGGAUGAUCCUCACGCUCUGGAUGAUGCUAAACCCGAGGCGGAAUUAUUUGUCAAGGAUCGAGCUUCGUGGUGGCCGGCGCUGGGUGAUGCAAAGCAGUUGCAGGGAUUUGACUGAUUGUAUCCAUGUAUGAUUGUCCUGAGUCUUUUGAAAGGUUGAUUGUAAAGGUUGGACGGGUAAUUGAUAAUAAUCUGAAUGCUUCUCUGGCUUGAAUAGUAGAGGACAUACUUGC
Messenger RNA from Aspergillus novofumigatus IBT 16806, 680 nucleotides. RefSeq names its product GFA family protein. The record is from RefSeq and is a predicted model, not a curated record. Gene Ontology annotation, molecular function: carbon-sulfur lyase activity. Lineage: Eukaryota; Fungi; Ascomycota; Eurotiomycetes; Eurotiales; Aspergillaceae. Bases 152 to 565 code for a protein of 137 amino acids. The transcript is spliced from 2 exons.